This is a messenger RNA of Yamadazyma jaroonii, 1071 nucleotides long. The record is from the annotation of a GenBank genome assembly. Lineage: Eukaryota; Fungi; Ascomycota; Pichiomycetes; Serinales; Debaryomycetaceae.
AUGACUAGUCUACCAACUUCCAAAAACCCCAUUAUCAGAUUGGUCACCCCAAUCCUCGUAAUAUUGGGAUUAGGGUAUUUGGAUUUUGUGGCAUACUAUUCAUUAGGAUACCAAGAGAUUUAUCGAUAUCAUGGUAAAGGAAUAGCUAUUUCUUUAUGGGUAUUAAUCAGCAUAUUCCAAGUACUCACAUUCAUAUAUUGGGGAGCUAUUAUCUUGGCUGGUCCAGGAAGGUAUCCUCGAGAGAAUCCUUAUGAUCUAUAUGGCACAGGUGAAGGUGGGCCGGUACCUGAUUAUUUUAUUUGCGAUGAUUCAGGAUUUCCUAUUUGGUGUAGUAAUUGUCAAUCGAUUAAGAUACCUAGAAGUAAACAUUUAUCAAGAUCCAAUCGUUGUGUUCCUAAAGCUGAUCAUUUUUGUCUUUGGGUUGGUGAUUCAUUGGGGCAGAACAAUUAUCGGUUCUUUCUCAAAUACUUGCUUUGGUUCGACAGUUAUUUCAUUACCAUACUUUGCUAUUUGGCUGUUUAUACCCCUUCAAAUUACCAAAGAGGUGAGAUAAAUCAUAACUUCAUAGUUCUUUACGUUCAAUGUGGUUUCUGGAUACUAAUGAUUCUGUUAUUAAUCGGUUCCAACAUUCUUUACUUGAUGUAUAAUAUGACAACAAUUGAUGAUCUAGCAGAGAAAGCAGCAAAGAGAAAGAAUAGAUCAAAAAAUUCUGAAUCCCAUGUCGAUAACAAUGUUUUCCUUAAUGUCAAACACGAAAAUUUACGUUUAGUAAUUCAAUGUUCAGUCUUUGAUAGACUCUAUAAUUUUGGUUUCAAGCAUAAUUUUAUCAACGUUUUCCUUUAUGAUAAUACCACACAAUUAUAUUCCGAAGAUAAGUAUACCACUCAAAAGUUCAUUUUGUCUAUAGCUAUCUGUUUUAUUCCAUUUUUGGACAUUUUCUUUAGACGGCCAAAGAAUGAUAACUUUUACCCUGCAUUGAGCCCCAAAUUUCAACAACAUAUCGAAGAGAAGAUCAACAACAAAAGAUGUUACCUCCCACUGUAUGUGUCACAAAAAGAACCUAGGGAAUAG